GCGGAGGCCUCGGGACCGGUUCGACAGAGUUAGGGCUGAACAGGCCGGCCGGAAUUGCUCGAACCCAGCCGAGUCCUGGUCCGGCUGUCGACCGGUUUCUGGUGGCUGCCCUGCGUCUCGGCCUUUCCUCCCUCUAGACGGCCCAUCGGAUCGAGCUGCCUGAGAGGGUGGAGGACACAGGGUCAGGAUUAAGGUCAGAGGCCUUCUUGGGCUGGGAUUGGCCCAAAAGGGGUAGGAGCCCAGGCAGGAUGUGGCUUCAAAGAGUUAAACGCAGAAAGGGGCAACACCGUGUCACCGGACUCUGCCUCUGUCUCCCCAUUUAUGCGUGAGGGCCUUGAAAGCAGACAGCGGUGCUCCUCAUUGCCUUAGAAUAAGGAUCAAUGCAGUCCAUGGGGUCCAUAGUGUCGCAGAGUCUGACAUGACUUAGCGACUGAACAACGACAAAAAGGAUCGAUAAAUGCGUGUGAGAUGAAUAAAUGAGUAGACAAGGUCCAGUUGAAACUGUGUUUACAUAGGUCCCUGAAAACCCCGUGACCAUUAAUAAAUUUUUUUAUCAACUCUUAAAUACUGGAUUUAACAAGCUGACACUGUGUGCUUACACGCUAUGUGCCAGCACUUGAAACCUUUAUUUGUAUCUGUUCAUAGCAAUUCCACAAGGUAGGUACAAAUAUCACCUGCCCCUGCUGCCCAGCUUUGUACAACUGAAGAAACUGAACUGGACUGAGAAGAGCUCAAGUCAGUUGGCUAAGGACACAAGCGUUGCUAGCUGCAGAGGCAAACGUGAGCCCUGGAACCGGUCCUGCGCCUUACAGGGCGUUACCUUUGCCUUUCACUGGUGGGAAAUGAUGUAUCUUGAGUUCAGCCUUCUGCCCCUCUCGGUGCUGUUACCUGCUUGUGUAAGGGUCAGUUUCUCUGAGUCUCCACUGUCAAACGGAGACAGUUCUAGUUCCCAGGAUUACAUGGGAUAAUGUGUCUGACAUUGGGAAUUUGGAGUGGGGAGGACUCAGUUUCCUAGUCCGAUGCCUAAAGGAGAGGCUAUUUAACUACCUGGUGCCCACUUUGUGGGACAGUGAAUAUGCUUGAGUCAAAAGGGAGGGACAGGGAAAGGGCCCCACUUAACACAGCUCCGAAUCGUUCUAAGUCUGGUAAGGACGCCCGCUCAGCGAACGCCGAUGGAAUGCACGUCUUGUGCCUCUGGUGGCUUUUCCCCCUUUUAACCCGCAAGGCAGCUGCAGUGUCUCGCAAGGGCUCGUCUGGAACAAUCUCUCCGGGUUCUUGCCCUAACCCUCCGUCUAGCCGGCCGCUCCAGCCAGGUCGCAGCCAGCCAAAGACGCUGCGGGGCAUGGACGAGGAGCGUCGCGGGACCUGGUUCGGCUUCGGCUUCUGCGGCUUCGGGCAGGCGCUGGGCUCGGGGCUCGGGCGCCAGGUACACAGCCCCGAGCCGGUGAGGACGCCGAGCGGCAGCGUCGACGUCUGCCGCGUGAGCGCGAGCUGGAGCUACACAGCCUUCGUGACCCGUGGAGGCCGGGUGCAGCUGUCAGGCGCGGCGGGCGGCGCGGCGGACGGAUACACGGACGCGUGGGCGUCGGAGGAGCUCCUGGUGCUGCUGCGCGCGGGGCCGGGAGCCGGGGCGGAGCUGCAGGCCUGGGCGCCCGGCUCGGCGCUGCGCGGGGAGCCCCUCUGGUCUCAGGCCGUGCAGGAGGCAGAACACGGAGCCAACCGUGAUGAGACCCAGGCGGGGCUGCUGCCGCUGCUGCCCUGCGCUCGCGCCUACGUGAGCCCGCGGCCGCCCUUCUACCGGCCUCUGGCCCCCACGCUGCGGGCGCGUCGGCUGGAGCUGGGCGCCGAGCACGCGUUGUUGCUGGACGCCGCGGGCCAGGUGUUCUCCUGGGGCGCGGGCAGGCAUGGACAGCUGGGCCACGGGACCCUGGAGCCAGAGCCAGAGCCCAGGCUGUUGGAGGCGCUGCAGGGCCUACGCAUGGCUGAAGUCGCCGCAGGUGGCUGGCAUUCUGUCUGCCUGAGUGAGACAGGAGAUAUUUAUAUCUGGGGCUGGAAUGAAUCAGGGCAGCUGGCCCUACCCACUAAGAGCCUGGCAGAAGAUGGAAAGACAACUGCAGGAGAAGGUGUAGAUCAGGUCUCAGUGAGUGUUCACCGUCAUUAUCAUCAUAACUCUUACUGCUUCUCUGAAGCCUCAGGACUGGAUGAAGAUGGUUCCGAAGUGAAGAGAGUCUCUGCGGGUGAGGAUGGAGCCCCUGCCCCCUUCAUAGCGGUCCAGCCGUUCCCAGCUUUACUGGAUCUCAGCCCGGGCUCAGAGGCAGUCAAGGUCAGCUGCGGAUCCCGGCACACGGCAGUGCUGACAAGAACGGGGGAGCUCUACACCUGGGGCUGGGGUAAAUACGGACAGCUCGGCCACAAGGACACAACUACUUUGGACCGGCCCUGCCGUGUGGAGUACUUUGUAGAUAAGCAACUCCAAGUAAGAACUGUGAGCUGUGGGCCCUGGAACACCUAUGUGUAUGCUGUGGAGAAAGAGAAGAGCUGACUUAUGGAUAAGGGCAUAAAAGAACAGUAGAGUGGAAAAUUAUACAGCCAACACCUGUGAAACUCCCCACAGGGCAAGGAAAACCACUGCCAGCACCCAACGGCCUCUCCUGGUCACAGCCCUCUUGCUCCACCUUAGAGCAGUCAGCAUCUUCAACUUUUUCCCCUCAUUAGAAACACCUGGAGGGAACUCCCUGCUGGUCCAGUGGAUAGGACUCUGCGUUUUCACUGCUGAGGGAGCAGAUUCAAUCCCUGGUCGGGGAACUAAGAUUCCACAGGCUGCAGGGUUUGUGUGCCCCACACUCCCAGAGAAAAAGAGAAACACCAGGAGAUUUGUAACUGGAUGCCUAGAGACGCAUCUUGAAGAGAAAGUGAAAGUCGCUCAGUCAUGUCGGACUCUUUGGACCCCAUGGACUAUACAGUCCAUGGAACUCUCUAGGCCGGAAUACUGGAGUGGGUAGCCUUUCCCUUCUCCAGGGGAUCGUCCCAACCCAGGGAUUGAACCCAGGUCUCCUGCAUUGCAGGCAGAUUCUUUACCAGCUGAGCCAGGGCCGGCAUCAUAGACAUGAUGAAAUCGUGAACUUGAGGGUGUAGAACAUAGACUUGGGUAGAUUUUUAAAGGGCUUCUCUAGUGGCUAAGACAGUAAAGAAUCUGCCUGCAAUGCAGGAGACCUGGGUUGAAUCCCUCCCUGGGUCAGGAAGAUUCCCUUGAGAAGGGAUGGCAACAUGCCCCAGUAUUCUUGCCAAGCUGCCCCAUCCCAGGUGAUUUUUGAGGUAGUGCUAAGACUUGGAACCGCUAGAGGUCAUCUUUUGUUAUUCAUUUGAACUGUUUUCACUUUGAAUCUUACCAUUCUGUGUAUGCCUCUUUAUACAGUAAAAUUUGUCUGCUUUUGAACUUUA
Capra hircus (goat) is the source of this 3441-nucleotide messenger RNA. RefSeq names its product RCC1 domain containing 1 (gene RCCD1). Bases 1076 to 2542 code for a protein of 488 amino acids. The record is from RefSeq and is a predicted model, not a curated record. The transcript is spliced from 8 exons. NCBI's taxonomy places the organism in Eukaryota, Metazoa, Chordata, Mammalia, Artiodactyla, Bovidae.